Jaminaea rosea is the source of this 4429-nucleotide messenger RNA. RefSeq lists its product as hypothetical. The record is from RefSeq and is a predicted model, not a curated record. Bases 268 to 4296 code for a protein of 1342 amino acids. The transcript has 2 exons. NCBI's taxonomy places the organism in Eukaryota, Fungi, Basidiomycota, Exobasidiomycetes, Microstromatales. Gene Ontology annotation, molecular function: DNA-binding transcription factor activity, RNA polymerase II-specific; zinc ion binding; DNA binding. Gene Ontology annotation, biological process: regulation of DNA-templated transcription; DNA-templated transcription.
AUCCUUCUCUUCACCAGCGCACCACCAUCGACAGUUCUUUCCGAUCGUUUGCGGCGCUCCGUCUGAUCACAUCGAGUCAGCUGCCCGGCACACGCACGCCCACACGCCUCGUCACUUACAGCGCUGACCGGCUCAGCUUGGCUUGUCUACGCCGCCUCACGCGUGGAUACGUAGAUGGAUGAAGGCGUAAAGGCCCUGCCUUGAGGAACCCAAGAGCUGCGUCGGUCUCUCGCCCUUGCUCUCCCACUCGACUUCGACGUCGACGAUAUGUCCAAUUACGAUGCAACCCCACAUUCGCCCCUCUCGGCAGCGCAUCCGGCGCAUAUACUCGCCUCCUUCAACCAAAGCUCAGCAACAGCAGCAGCGCCUGCCCCGCCUGGUGCACCGCCCGUUGCGGGACCCUCACAUGCGAUGCCUAGUGCGUCCAGCUCAUCAGUCAAGUCGUCGGGGAAGAGGAAGGAGGCGAGUGCUGCAGGAGGAGGGGAAGGGCCGACCAGCCCGACAGACGAUGACGAUACGGCGGAUGACGGACAGAAGAAGCGCAGAAGACGAGUCGUAGUGGCCUGCGAUACCUGUCGCCGCAAGAAGGUAAAAUGCCAAGGACUGCCCAACGCCUCGUCCACUUGCAACAACUGCGCAGCCUACAACUAUAAGUGCACUUUCACAGCAGACAGUGAUCGUUCGCGGGGCAAGUAUGAGAUAUUGGAGGGCAAAGUAGAGACGCUCUACAACGCCUUGAGGAGUGUGGCCCCGCAUCUAGCAGAGGACUUUCAGAGGGGACAGCUCAACGUUUCUGGUGGCGCGGUACGGGCAGCUACGGGGAGGGUGAGCAAGGGCAGUACAAACGGCGGCGAUAGCAGUGUCGGCGGGAGCAGCAUGCCUGCCCCUUCCUCCUACUCGUACCCUCCUGGCUACCCGCAACCGCACCUCCAUCAACCAGGUGCCGCACCUCCCGGUCCACGGACUGGGCCUUCCCUCUUCGAGAUGAACACCAUGCUUCCUCCACUCGUGAGCGGCUCUUCGUCCUCGUCCUCGUCCUCGUCCCACCACUCGCAGCUGCAGCCACUCCCAUCGCUCCGCUCCCUCGGUGUUGUUGAGCCACACAGGAGAAGGCCAGGCCCGCUCGUGCCCGACUUGGAGGAUGGGCGGCCCAGAUUCUUUGGCAAGAGCUCCACGUUGAGUCUCUUUCAUGCACUGGAUAGUCGACCACCUUCACCGCAACCUCAGGCUCAGCGCGGCGAGCGCGACGAGCGCGGCAAUGAUGGAGAGCGGACAGAGCAGGGGAGCUCGCGUUCGCAAGCAGAGCAGGGCACCACGCAAUCUCGAGCGGACACACAACAUUCGCUACAGUCAGACGCGCACACCGCCCCUCCCUCAUCGGAUCGCAAAGCCCCAGUCGAAUGGUCCGUCCUCCCCGUGCCGACGCCCAUCUACCCCUCCAACUCCCGCGAAUGGGUCCACCUGAUCCGGCGCAAGAACACAGUCGCAGUAGGUCGAGACGACAUCUGCAGCGACGAAUGGGCAACGCGCUACAUGCUCCCUUGCAGCUCCCUCAUCUCCCACCUGUUGGAAGACAUCUACUUCCCCUCGCUCCACCCGCUCCUCCCCAUCCUCCACCCACCAACUUUCCGCCGCGACAUCCAAUCCGGCCGCGCCGCCCACGAUACGGCCUUUCGCGGGCUCGUAUUCUGUGUACUCACAAUCGCCUCGCGCUUCUCCUCCGACCCGCGCGUCCUCGCCGACCCUUCUGACCCUCACUCAGCCGGGGACCACUGGGCGGCCGGCUCCAGGCUGUACCACCAAGCCUUUGCCGCCUCGUUGAUCAACGUGCAGGUCCUCCUCCUCACCGCAACAUUCAUGCAUGCCUCCAUCGGCCCCGGAUCCGCAUGGACCGUCCUAGGUGUGGCGGUGCGCGGGUUGAUGGACAUUGGCCUGCACCAGGAGAGGGCGAAUAGAGAGUUUAGACCUUUUGACCAGGAGAUGCGACGAAGAGUCUUUUGGUCCGCUUUCAUUCUUGACAGUAUUUUCACCAUCUGCUUGGGAAGGCCGAGCGCGUUGAAGCUCGAGGACUGUCGUGUUGAUCUGCCAUUGGAUGUCAGUGAUGAGGCGUUGGGUCGAUCGGAGGAGACGGGAGAGGAGAUUGUGGUUGAUGAGGAGAAGGGGCAGGGGCAGGAGUCAUCACCCCGCGUCGCGUCUGGGUUUAGGCAUAUGGCUAAGCUUAACUUGUUGGUGCACGAGAUUGUCGGGGUGCUUUACUCACAUCGCAAGGGGCAGGGCGGUCCCGACUGGAAGAAGAAGGCGGGGAGGAGCCCGGCGGAGAAGGAGCGGGAGAGCGGCGAGAAGGGUCAGACAGGAGGGGAGGGUACGGGAUCGCAGUCACACUCCUCGUCGUCGUCCUCUCGCCCAGAGUCGCGGGAUGCCGACUCCUCGCGCCCACCGGCGGCAUCCACGUCCACAUCCACAUCGACGCCCACGUCGACGCGCCCCCUCCCCGCCCCACGCUCAGAGAUGGACCGCCUCUGUCGCCUUCUGGACGACUGGGUAGCUCAAACGCCCGCGCAUCUCCGCAAUGUGGCCACGAGCCCCUUCAAGCUGCAAUCCGGCAUCUUGACCUGCGGCACGCACGACAUCCGUCUGUACAUCCUCAAGCCUUUCCUCUCCUCCCCUACCCUCUACCGUCAGAUCCACCCGCUCUGCAUCACCCACGCCCGACACUGCCUCCGCACGGUGCUAGACCUCUACCUGAGCGGCCACCUGCACAACAUGGUCUUCAUCUUCAUGCAGGCCUUCAUGUCCUCUGCCACCUUCCUUCUCACCGUUUGGCACGUCACGCCCAGCCUCGAGCGAUUAGGCGAGGAUGCCGAGCUGAUCGAGCGCACGGCACGCAUGAUGGCUACGGCCUUCGAUGGGCGAUAUGCUAGCGCCGUGUGGCGCAAGGCGUGGAGGGUGCUGCAGCGCGUGGCGGAGAGGGUCAUGCCGGUUAUGGGGGAGGAGAUGAGGGAGAGGACCAGCAGGUGGAUCGAGAUGGGGUGCGAGGGGGUGCGCGUGGGCGAGGCGUCUGGGGAUGCGGGACGAAAGACGCCUACGCAGACGCGCGGCGCUGCGACGAGACCUACGUCGGCGGGAUCAUCCUCGGCCGCUUCUUCAACGAUGGGCGUCGCUGCAGCGCCGGCGAAUGGGUACAGUUUCGCCACGGGAGCCAAUCAGGGGCCCUAUCCUACGACCUCCUUCGGCUUCGUACCCAGUCACAACCAUAAUCAUGCCGGCGGCUCCGCAGGGGCGGGGGCAGGCGCAGGGGCGGGGCCAGGGCCAGGAUCCUUCGGCUCUCCGCCGCGUCAACAUCUCUCUUCGCCUCACCACGCUCUUCCGCAUUGGCAGCAACAGCAGCAGCAGCAGCAGCAGCAGCAGCAGCAGCAGCAGCAAGGAGCCUACACGUCCAACGCCAGCCGCGGCGGUCCGACUCGAUCGAGUGGUGGGACGUUCCACUCUUCUUCUGGGGCGGGUCCGCCCUCGCCGAGCCCUCAUCAGCACCAGCAUGCGCACGAUGCCCAAGGCUGGACAUCGUCCGGCCCUCCCCCGCCUCCACCUAACGCGUCUCGAAGACCCUACGGCGCAGGGGCAGCGGGAGGACAUCAGACACCGCCCAUGUUGUCAGGCCAGCCUUUCCCCCCCGGCUGGAUGGCUCAUCCGCACUCGCACCCGCACUCGCACUCGCACUCGCCCGGUCGAUUCGGACCUACAUCCACCACGGGGCCCAACGCCAGCGCAGGCACGACCGCCGGGUCGGGGACGGCGGGCUCCUCCCCCCUUCCCCUGGACGUCAACAGUUUCGGAGACGCGCACGGAAUGCUCGGAGACGUGCCUGCGCCCAUGGCCGUUCCUGUGCCUGUUUCUGGGUUCCUUUCCAGCCAGAAUCACCCUCCACCCCCUCCUCCUCCUGGAUUCCUUCACUCACUUGCUGGGGAGGCGCCUCCGCGUGGUAGCAACGGACUCGUCCCCGAGGCAGGGAGUAUGGACAUGAACAUCAAUAUGUUCGCCGGUGGGUCCGCUCCGGGUCAGCCGCCUGGUAUGGGCAUGGCCGCGGGCAUGGGGAUGGGCAUGGAUGUGGGCGCGGGCGCGGGCGCGGGCAUGGACACGGACAUGUGGACGGACGGAGCAGGUGCUGAUUCCUGGCAGGAAUACUUUUGGCGAUUCUUGAGCGACGCCGACGUUGAUGUUGAUGCGAGUGUGGAUGGGACGGGAGAAGUGGACAGGGACGAGAAGCAGCAGCAGCAGCAGCAGCAUCAGCGGGCGUAGUGGUGUGUGAGAGGAGCGGGUGGACAAUGAAGGUGCGUGCGACUCGCAGUAGAGUAUCUCGUCAUCCAUCUUUGGGCUUGGACAGACCCAUCUUACGACGAUUGAUCAUUGAAUGGAAUUCGCUACAUUCUCG